AUGCUGCCUGGAAAGUUUCUGUGGGCCCGUGCAGCUACGGGUCCUUUUCGCGUCACCAGGCUGGAGCUCUUAACGCGAUUCUUCUGCUCCAAGCGCGUCGAGGUUCCCCAGGGUCCUCCUACAACCUUCAUGUCUGCUCUUCCCCGCCUUCUGAACAGUUCAAUCGGUCAAAGAAACGUACUUGGGUCAGCGUUUCAUACCAGCUUUCGACUCUUCACUAUCUACACUCGACCAGCCAUCACAAUGGCGCCAAAGCAGGCGACGCUGGGAAAGUUCUUCGGAGCGAAAGGAUCCAAGCCCGAACCCCAGCAGAGCAAGCUGAGCUUCGCCACCAAGACAGCCCCGAAGAAGGAGGUUAAGAAGGAGGUCGAAGAGGAGGUCGAUGCAGACAAAGAUGCCGCUGAGACACGGGCAUCUCCUAGCAAGCCGCGGAAACGUACCAGAAGCCCGAGUCCCGCCGUACAAGCAUCGAGCCCGAAGGUCAAGAAUGAGAUUGUGGAAGAGGAUGAGGACGAUGAGCCUGCCACAAAGAGACCGCGCAGAGGCCGCAAACGUGUAAUUGAGGACGAGGACGAAGAUGAAGUGAUGGACGAAGCUCCUAGCAAGUCCCGAUCAAAAUCACCAAAGACCUCCCAGGCCAGAAAGAACGGCACAGAGAAGCCUGUAAAGGCCGCAAACGCAUCCAAGACUGCCCAACCGAAGAAAAGCGCCAAGUCUCCUACACCUGUCGUGGAGGACGAUAAGGAGGAUGCAACGGAGUCUGCGUCAGAAGACGACGUAGUUGAAGACGACGAAGAGGAGGCCAAGCCUACGGCAGCGAAGAAGAAGAAGGCCUUGGAAAAGGUGCAGAUGAAACUGAAGACCCAAACAAAGGACCCAUAUCCCGACUGGAAGGCGGGCGAACCAGUUCCCUAUGCCGCGCUCUGUACCACCUUUUCUCUGAUCGAGCUCACGACCAAGCGGCUCGAGAUUAUGGCACACUGUUCGCUAUUCCUCCGACAGGUUCUGCGUCUGACCCCCGACGAUCUUCUUCCCACUAUUCUGCUCAUGAUCAACAAGCUGGCUCCUGACUAUGCCGGUAUUGAGCUGGGCAUUGGUGAGUCGCUCAUCAUGAAGUCCAUUGGUGAAUCCACGGGACGAAGCCUCGCAGUCAUCAAGCAAGACCAGAAGGAGAUUGGAGAUCUCGGCCUCGUUGCCGUCAAGAGUAGAUCAACACAGCCAACCAUGUUCAAGCCCAAAGCUUUGACGAUACAGGGAGUUCACAAGGGUCUCAUGGGCAUCGCCACUGUUUCUGGCAAUGGUGCCCAGGGCCGUAAGGUUGACGCCAUCAAGAAAUUACUAUCAGCAGCCGAUUCCCAUUCCUCCGGAAAGGUGGAUAUCACGAAGGACAAAGGCGGUCCCAGCGAAGCCAAGUAUCUUGUCCGAUUCCUCGAGGGUAAACUUCGAUUGGGACUGGCAGAGAGGUCUGUUCUGGUGUCUUUGGCUCAAGCUGUGGUCUUCCACGAGGCCGACGCCAAAGGUCAGGUACCCAAGACGACAGACGUGGAACAGGCUGAGGCCGUUCUCAAGACGGUCUACAGUGAACUUCCGAGUUACGAUGUCAUCAUCCCCGCCAUGGUAGAACACGGCAUCAUGCAUCUGCGCGAGCAUUGCAAGCUGAAGCCCGGCGUGCCCCUGAAGCCAAUGUUGGCAAAACCAACGAAAGCUAUCACUGAAGUUCUGGACCGCUUCGAGGACCAGACCUUCACAUGUGAAUACAAGUACGACGGCGAACGAGCGCAGAUCCAUUACGUUGCGAAAUCCGCGGAUGAGGAGAUUAGUCAAUCUUUGCCAGGGGCUACGACCGCUGCGGCAAAUGGUGUUGCUGCCAUCUUUUCCCGUAACUCUGAAGAUCUCUCCAAAAAGUAUCCCGAUAUCCUUACCAAAUUGCACACUUGGGUCAAGGAGGAUACGAAGAGCUUCGUCCUUGACUGUGAGACAGUUGCGUGGGAUGUUGACGAGAAGAAAGUCCUUCCUUUCCAGCAGCUGAUGACGCGAAAGAAGAAGGAUGUCAAAAUCGAAGAUGUCAAGGUGAAGGUCUGCGUUUUUGCUUUCGAUCUCCUUUAUCUCAACGGCGAGGCCAUUGUUGAGAAGUCGCUCAGGGAGCGUCGCGAGCUCCUGCUGAAUGCCUUUGCGCCAGUAGAGGGUGAAUUUGCCCUUGCUACGCAUAUGGAUGGACAGGAGUUGGAGCAGAUCCAAGUGUUCCUCGACGAGAGUGUCAAGGCGUCUUGCGAAGGUCUGAUGGUGAAGAUGUUGGACGGCUCGGAGAGCGGGUAUGAGCCCAGCAAGAGGAGCCGAAACUGGCUCAAGAUCAAAAAGGAUUACUUAAGCGGCAUCGGCGACUCGCUUGAUCUCGUAGUAUUGGGUGCAUAUUACGGCAAAGGCAAGCGUACAUCUGUCUACGGUGCCUUCCUCUUGGCCUGCUACAACCCGUCGUCUGAUUCGUAUGAAACCGUCUGCAAUAUCGGCACGGGAUUCUCCGAGGCCGUCCUCGAGGAACUGCACAAGCAGCUCUCGGACAUUGUCAUUGACCGGCCAAAGCCGUUUUACGCACAUUCCUCGGGCGGGCAACAUCAGCCCGACGUGUGGUUCGAGCCUCGUUACGUCUGGGAGGUCAAGACGGCCGAUUUGACGCUCAGCCCGCGCUACAAGGCCGGGUGCAAAGAAGGUGUCGACCCCGGCGGUGAGAAGGGAAUCAGUCUGCGAUUCCCGCGCUUCAUCAAAGUGCGCGACGACAAGAAGGCCGACGAGGCCACGUCCAGUCGCCAGGUGGCUGAGAUGUAUCGCAAGCAGGAGAGCGUGACCAAGAGCAAGGGCCCUGCGGUGGAUGAUGAUUUCGAGUAUUAA
Colletotrichum abscissum is the source of this 2886-nucleotide messenger RNA. Its product is annotated as DNA ligase I. Gene Ontology annotation, biological process: DNA recombination; DNA repair; DNA biosynthetic process. Gene Ontology annotation, molecular function: ATP binding; DNA ligase (ATP) activity; DNA binding. The transcript has 5 exons. Lineage: Eukaryota; Fungi; Ascomycota; Sordariomycetes; Glomerellales; Glomerellaceae. The record is from RefSeq and is a predicted model, not a curated record. Gene Ontology annotation, cellular component: mitochondrion; nucleus. Bases 1 to 2886 code for a protein of 961 amino acids.